AUGGAAACAAAUUUAGCGGGGUUAACACUCAAUGAAGAUAAAGAUGCAGUUUUACAAAUUCAAGUUGAUCAAAACACAAAUAGAGAAGAAGAAGUCUUCAGGUUGGUGGGUUAUUUCUUAACAACUAGUAUUAUUCACUUUCCUGCAAUGAAAAGCACUAUGGAAAAUCUUUGGCAUCCUGUUCGGGGUGUCCAAAUUCGAGAUCUGGGGGAAAAGAGAUUUUUGUUUCAAUUUUAUUAUGUUAUGGAUAUGGAAAGAGUUCUGAAAGGGUCUCAUUGGUCAUUUAAUAAUCAUCUAUUACUGUUACACAAGUUACAAUGGUGGGAGGAUCCUUUAAAAGUUCCUCUAAUUUUGGCGCCCUUUUGGAUACAAAUUCAUGAUGUGCCGAUUGAUCUUUUCUCUGAAAACUUGGCAAUACAAAUGGGCAGUUUUUUAGGGGAUUUUAUUGAAUAUGAUGGCUCGAAUCUAGGGAAAGAAAAUAGAAAUUAUAUGAGAAUACGAGUCCAGAUAGAUGUACGUCGCCCUCUAAAAAUGAAAAAGCAAAUUAUGUUUCAGGGAAGAUGCGCAUAUGUAAGAUUCAAAUGUGAAAUACUGUCUUUGUUUUGCUUCUAUUAUGGUCGACCGGGACAUAAUGACUCUUUUUGUGAAGCAAAGAUGGCGCUGGGUGUGGAAAUUGCUGAAUUGAGAUGGGAUCUAUCGCUACGAGCUCAAUCUCGGAGGGCUCUAGUCAUGAAUAGUGUAUGGUUGAGGGAAGAGGGGGAAGGAGGAAUGCAAGGGAAUGGACAAGGGAAUUAUAAGACAGAUAAUGUUAUGUGGACGGCGGGAAACAAGAAUCAAUGA
Messenger RNA from Gossypium arboreum, 840 nucleotides. RefSeq lists its product as uncharacterized. Bases 1 to 840 code for a protein of 279 amino acids. NCBI's taxonomy places the organism in Eukaryota, Viridiplantae, Streptophyta, Magnoliopsida, Malvales, Malvaceae. The record is from RefSeq and is a predicted model, not a curated record. The transcript has a single exon.